This is a messenger RNA of Ramularia collo-cygni, 3060 nucleotides long. RefSeq names its product related to Calcium_related spray protein. NCBI's taxonomy places the organism in Eukaryota, Fungi, Ascomycota, Dothideomycetes, Mycosphaerellales, Mycosphaerellaceae. The record is from RefSeq and is a predicted model, not a curated record. Bases 1 to 3060 code for a protein of 1019 amino acids. Gene Ontology annotation, biological process: fungal-type cell wall biogenesis; transmembrane transport. The transcript has 2 exons.
AUGAUUCCACGGAUACGGACGGGCCUGUUGGCGCUGUCCGCCUUCUUCGCGUGUCUGCAGGUAGCGAUAGCUGCGGAUAGCAUAAGGACCAUUGAAUACACGGGCGAGGAUGGUACGGUCUUGUUGGCAGACAACCGCAGACCCUCAAUCUACACCCAGAAUUUUGGCGACUGCACGCAAGACAGUACCAUCAAUUUCACUCGCUUCGACGCCGCCUACUACAAGGACAACAUGACGGUGCAGUUUCACCUCGGUGGUACCACUGGAGUGGCUACCGACAAUGUCAUGCUGUACAUUGGUGUUUAUGCGUAUGGAAACAAGUACUUUGAACAGAUCUUCAACCCUUGCAGUGCAAAUAUUGCCAGCCUAUGUCCUAUGAACAGCAGUGUUCCCAUCUACGGCGAAGGCAUCAUCCCCGUGUCGAACGCAGAUGUGGCGGCCAUUCCAUCCAUCGCCCUGAGUAUUCCUGAUUUCGAGGGCGAGGCCAUUCUCCGCAUCUUUUCCAACACCUCGCAAAGCCAGAUCGCCUGUUCCUCUGCAGUCCUCACCAAUGGAGCCUCUUUCAGCCAUCCCGCUGCUGUCGGGUCAGUGCUUGGAGUCUUCACGUUCGUGGCGUUGAUCGCAUCCUUCGCGACUGCCAUCUAUGGAGAAGCGGUUCCCACCAUGAGGCUGCACUACGCUCACUCUCUAUCUGUCGGCGUUGUGUUUGCAGUGUGGCAUCACAUUUUCUUCACGGGAGCUUUGUCGGUCAACUGGCCGUCCGUGUUGCCCGCAUGGUGGAGCAACUUUGCUUGGGCGGGUGGCAUGAUCUACAGCUCGAGCAUGCAAAGCAGCAUUGAUAAACUAAUUGGUAACAACAUCGGCAACACCUCGUCAGUCGGCGCUGCGCAAUCUGGCAGCGACAAUGCCAAUGUGGGCGGCGGCUUUGAACUCAGCUUGCUCUACAAGAGAGCGUUCUCCUCUGGCAUGAAGCGAGCGGCCAACCAUCCUCUUCUCAGCGACAUCGCUUCAGGAAUUUACGGGCGCGAUCCGAGUGUCGUCCUCAGGCGGGACAUUGUACAACGACAGGUAGAGCGCGCCCUCCAAUCCCGUGCUGCUCCUAGUGUUGGCGGUGAUGGCUACAUAUGGGGCGGAAACCCCGUUCCAGCUGGCUUACCUUUGCCGGGCAAUUACUCGGGGUUCGCGGGUAAUCUUGCCACAGAGCGCAUUCGAGUCAGCAACGCAUUCAUGACGGGACUGCUGUGGUUCAUCAUCCUCCUCGUGCUUUUGGUCUCUGCUGUGGUUGCCCUCAAGUGGAGCCUGGAGGGCCUUGCUCGCUUCAAGGCCAUUCAGGAGAACAGGCUCAAGUUCUUUCGCGAUCACUGGAUUCGCUACACCAUGGCUGUUGSGCUCAGGACUUGUUACAUUGCCUUCUUCGUGAUCAUGUUCUUGUCAAUCUUCCAAUUCACCUACGAAUCCUCUGGUGGUGUCAAAGCGAUCGCUGCGAUCUUCUUCAUCCUAUUCUUUAUCGGGAUGCUGGGCGUGRCCGCCUAUGCGUACUGGUACAAAGUCAACGUCACAGAGACUGGCUCGCAUGCCCAUAGCAACGAGCGCAAGACGCUCCUGAGCAGGAUGCCAUGGUUUGGAUCGAAAAGUACUCAAAUUGCYUCAGUCGAUGCAGUUACAGCCGAACAGCAGAACAAGCUCGGGCAGGAGAAAGCCAGCAUACCUUCAAAGCGAAGUGGUAACACACUGGUCGAUGGCGGACAAAAGAGCAUACACGACGAUGAGGACUACAUCAUGAAGUUUGGUUGGCUGGCUGCCCGCUUUCGGCGAACGCGGUGGUGGUUCUUCACAUACUGGCUGCUGUACGAGUUCAUCCGCGCAGUGUUUUACGGCGGCGCCUCGGGUCUCGCKAAAGCUCAAGUGUUUGGACUCCUGGUCAUCGAAGUGGUAGCGUUUGCAUUCGUCAUCUGGAUGCGGCCAUUCGAAGGGCAGCGACUUAACAUCAUCGUGGUCUACUGCCUUGGCUUCAGCAAGGUGACCAGUGUCGGCCUCUCGGCUGCGUUUGAUGUCGGCUUCAACGUUGCUCGCAUACCCACGACGGUGAUCGGCGUCGUCAUCAUUGUGAUACAAGGCAUCUUGACCAUCAUCACAAUGAUCGCGAUUUUUAUUGGUGCCAUCAGCUCUUACAUGUCUGUAUCACGCAACCGGGAAGACUUCAGGCCCAGGAAGUGGCAUGGCAGACGCGAGAAAUACUUUGACCACAUGGAUGAGGCAGUCCACGACCUUCCUAAAGUGAAGAAGGCGAAGAAGGAGAAAGAAGUCCCACCACCGGAAGAAGAGCCUAAGAUCGGCUUCGAGAUGACCAACGUCCGGCGAUUGGCCAAAAUCGAAGACGAAGACACCGACUUUUCCCGCGAGAUGCUUGGCGAUACGAAUGCGUCUCAAGUCAACAUUGACGAGAGCCGCUCGAUGAGAGACACUCCAGGAAGCAGGUCAAACAGCAGGGCGCAGAGCGUGAGGAGCGUCAGUACCAUGAACCUUCCAUACGGUGCGAGACCACACCGACCCAGCUGGUCGACCAGGGAUUUCCAGCGUCUAGAAGCAUAUGGUGGUGAUGGCGCGUCUGAGCCGGUUGACAUUGCUCGAAGUGUGUCCGAUGACGGAGCGGCCUUGUCAAAAACCGCAGGCAAAUCACCAGUCGGGACAAAGUCUCGCAGUAUUACCAUGCCCGUAGGCGUAGGCGUCGUACCUCAGACGAGCAGAGAUUCAUUACGUGUCGGAGGGAGAACAAGCACAUUGGACAUCAUCGGCGAUGUACCAGCGCCCACGGUUCGGCCGCGCGCGGGGACUGGAGGUUCCAGAGGCCCUCCGCGUAGUAUUUCGAGUGCCUAUGGCCUACUUUCCGAUUCGAACAGGAGCGUUGACCAGCUGAGUAUCGAAUCGGACUCACGGCCUGGUAGCGCGCGCAACUCACAACUUUAUCACCCAACCAUUUCUGCUCGGGGCCAAGUGCUGACCCCGGCGCAAGAGGUGGAGGAGUGGGCCAUUCCACCCACGACGACUCGGCAAGAAUAG